AUGAGCACCCUCGACAUCGACGACCAGGUCAACGACCGCCUCGCUGCGCUGUCCGACCCGGCCCUCACCGUCCCCGGCUUCGACUCGUCUCGCGUCUUUGCCCUCAUCUCGGUCGUCCUGUCGUCCCCCUCGUCCCCCAAGAAGCGCCUCAUCAAGCGCAUCAAGACCGUCUACCUCUUCCAGGUCGACAACGACAAGGGCGACAAGGCUCAGUGGUGGCUCGACAUGAAGAAGAAGGGCCGGCUCGGCAAGCUCGCCCCGGGCGCCAAGGCGCCGUUGAGGCCGGACGUCAUCAUCAAGGUCGGCGACAACGACCUCGUCGGGCUCGCAACGGGCAGGCUUCACCCGCAAAAGCUGUACGCCGCCAAGCGCCUCCACGUCCGCGGCGACCUCGACCGCUCCCUCCUCGCGCUGCGCGUCCUCUCGCAAGAGCGCGAGAAGCUCGAGGCGCUCGCCGGCCCGGCGCAGCGCGACCCGGACAAGGACACGGGCGGCGUGUGGGCCGAGGUCAAGCCGCACGGGGCGGCGGCAAAGGUCGAGAGGGUCGUCGAGGGCGUCAGGGAGGGCGUCGAGAAGGUCAAAGCCAAGCUGUGA
Molecule: messenger RNA, 594 nt
Organism: Rhodotorula graminis WP1
Lineage: Eukaryota; Fungi; Basidiomycota; Microbotryomycetes; Sporidiobolales; Sporidiobolaceae
Exons: 5
Coding region: 1-594 (197 amino acids)
Cellular component (GO): cytosol
Source: RefSeq, a predicted model, not a curated record